Messenger RNA from Neomonachus schauinslandi (Hawaiian monk seal), 1275 nucleotides. It is a transcript of the gene NPFFR2, whose product is annotated as neuropeptide FF receptor 2. The record is from RefSeq and is a predicted model, not a curated record. Gene Ontology annotation, molecular function: opioid receptor binding; neuropeptide receptor activity; peptide binding. Gene Ontology annotation, cellular component: membrane. Gene Ontology annotation, biological process: G protein-coupled receptor signaling pathway; regulation of MAPK cascade; regulation of adenylate cyclase activity. Lineage: Eukaryota; Metazoa; Chordata; Mammalia; Carnivora; Phocidae.
AUGAGUGAGAGAUGGGACUCAAACUCUUCAGAAAACUGGCAUGACAUUUGGAGUGUCAAUGACACAAAGUAUCACCUAUACUCAGAUAUCAAUAUCACCUAUGUGAACUACUAUCUUCACCAGCCUCAAGUGGCAGCAAUCUUCAUUAUUUCCUACUUUCUGAUCUUCUUCCUGUGCAUGGUGGGAAAUACAGUGGUUUGCUUUACUGUAAUGAGGAACAAACAUAUGCAUACAGUCACUAAUCUCUUUAUCUUGAACCUGGCAAUAAGUGAUUUACUGGUUGGCAUAUUUUGUAUGCCUAUCACGCUGCUGGACAAUAUCAUAGCAGGAUGGCCCUUUGGAAGCACAAUGUGCAAGAUCAGUGGAUUCAUCCAGGGAAUAUCAGUUGCGGCUUCAGUCUUUACUUUAGUUGCGAUAGCUGUGGAUAGGUUCCGGUGCAUUGUCUACCCUUUUAAACCAAAGCUCACUAUCAAGACAGCAUUUGUCAUUACUGUGAUCAUUUGGGUCCUGGCCAUUGCCAUUAUGUCCCCAUCUGCAAUAAUGUUACAUGUACAAGAAGAAAAAUAUUACCAAGUGAGACUCAGCUCCCAGAAUAAAACCAGUCCAGUCUACUGGUGCCGGGAAGACUGGCCAAAUCAGGAAAUGAGGAAGAUCUACACCACUGUGCUGUUUGCCAACAUCUACCUGGUUCCCCUGUCCCUCAUUGUCAUCAUGUAUGGAAGGAUUGGAAUUUCACUCUUCAAGAUGCAGCCCCCCCACACAGACAAACGGAACCAGGAACAGUGGCACAUGGUGUCGAAGAAGAAGCAGAAGGUCAUUAAAAUGCUCCUGAUCGUGGCCCUGCUUUUUAUUCUCUCCUGGCUGCCUCUGUGGACACUGAUGAUGCUCUCAGACUACACUGACCUGUCCAAUGAACUGCGGGUCAUCAACAUCUACAUCUACCCUUUUGCACACUGGCUGGCCUUUUGCAACAGCAGCGUCAAUCCCAUCAUUUAUGGUUUCUUCAAUGAGAAUUUUCACCGUGCGUUCCAAGAUGCUUUUCACCUCCAGCUCUGCCAAAAAAGAGCAAAACCCAAGGAAACCUACACCCUAAGAGCUAAAGACAAUGUGAUUAUAAAUACAUCUCAUCAGUUAGCCCAGGGACCUACUGUUCAAAAUUCACAUGAGGAAAAUUUGCCGUGUAGGAAAAGUGCUGAAAAACCCAAACAAGAAUUGACGAUGGAAGAAUUAGGGGAAGCUAUCCACAGCAAUGAGAUUUUAAAAGAGCUGGUAUGA